Messenger RNA from Panicum virgatum (switchgrass), 1829 nucleotides. Its product is annotated as adenylate isopentenyltransferase-like. Gene Ontology annotation, cellular component: mitochondrion. Gene Ontology annotation, biological process: cytokinin biosynthetic process; tRNA modification. Lineage: Eukaryota; Viridiplantae; Streptophyta; Magnoliopsida; Poales; Poaceae. The record is from RefSeq and is a predicted model, not a curated record. The transcript has a single exon. Bases 460 to 1584 code for a protein of 374 amino acids. Gene Ontology annotation, molecular function: tRNA dimethylallyltransferase activity.
GCUCGCCUUAAUCGCCAAUGAUGGUGUUCGACUAGGAGAGGUUUAGCGAGGGACAGCGCCGGAGCAGGCGCCCGGCACAAGGCAGGAACCGUCGGCACAAGACCAGGCGUGCAAACAAGGCUGCAGGCCCGGCUCCUAAGCAAGCAGCGCGCGCGUGAGCCGAAUGCCGUGGCGCUCACUCGGUGCCGGCACGCCUCCGCUGCCUCAACCCGCAACAGAGAAACAAACCACAGCUGCUGCUGCUGCAAGUACUCUACAGCGGCGGCAGCUUCCUCUACUAGUAGUCUAGUAGGACAAGUUCUCUCUAACAAACGGCGCACACUUGUUAUAGGUAGCCCAGCCACAGCCAGCAAGUCUCCCGAGUGACCCCGCUUCGCGUCGUAUAUAACGCGGCUCACUUUAGCGAGUGCUGCCCCGCGCGGGAUUCGUUUGGGCUCGGCGUCGUCGGCGGGUGGCUAUAUGAGCGGGCUCGCCACCAGGAUCGGCACCGUCGUCCGCUCACCCAUGGCGGCCGCGGCGGUGGCUGGAGCCGGCGGGAGCGACGGGCCGCGGAAGCGCCCGCGGCGGCCCGGCGGCGUCGUCAGAAUGGAGGGCGGCGGGGGCAGGGGAGGUGGCUGCUCCUGCAGUUCCAGCAGCGGCAGGGCGCUGGAGCCCGCCGUGGCGGCAAGGCUGGUGGUGAUCGUCGGCGCCACGGGCACGGGCAAGACCAAGCUGUCCAUCGACGCGGCCGCCGCGCUGGGCGGCGAGGUCGUGAACGCCGACAAGAUACAGCUCUACGCGGGCCUCGACGUCACCACCAACAAGGUGCCCCUCGCCGACCGCCGGGGCGUCCCGCACCACCUGCUGGGCGCGGUCCGCGCCGACGCUGGGGAGCUGCCCCCGGCGUCGUACCGCGCGCUCGCCGCGGAGGCCGCGGCGUCCGUCGCGGCGCGCGGGCGGGUGCCCGUGGUGGCCGGCGGGUCCAACUCGCUCAUCCACGCGCUGCUCGCCGACCGCCCCGACGCGGCGCCCGCGGACCCGUUCGCGGCCGACGACGAGGGGUACCGGCCGGCGCUGCGGUUCCCGUGCUGCCUCCUCUGGGUGGACGUGGACGGCCCCGUGCUGGACGACUACCUGGACCGGCGCGUCGACGACAUGGUGCGGGAGGGCAUGGUGGAGGAGCUCCGGGAGUACUUCGCGGCGACGUCCCCCGCGGAGCGCGCCUCCCACGCGCCCGGGCUGGGCCGGGCCAUCGGCGUGCCGGAGCUGGGCGACCACUUCGCGGGCCGCAAGAGCCUCGCCGCGGCGAUUGACGAGAUCAAGGCCAACACGCGGGUGCUGGCGGCGGCGCAGGCGCGCAAGAUCCGGCGCAUGGCGGGCGCCUGGGGCUGGCCCGUGCGGCGCCUGGACGCGACGCCCACGGUCCGCGCGCGCCUGUCCGGCGCCGGCCGCGCCGCCAAGGCCGCCGCCUGGGAGAGCGACGUGCGCGGGCCCGGGCUCGCCGCCAUGCGCCGGUUCCUCGACGCCCCCCGCCACGAGGCGCGGCCGCAGCAGCAGAGGUGGCCGCUGGCGGCGCGGAGGCAAUGCCGUGGCAUGGUGGGGUGACUCCCGGCGCGUGUCAAAAGGCGGGGAGCCGAUCGAGCGCCUCGCCUGUGCACUCCUCCAGGGUUCAAAUUUUUCUUGCGAUCGGCCGCCGAAUUUUGGAGGGGCCCGGCGGCCACCGGUCGGUGGGGCCGCCGUAGCAGCGAGCAAGGCAAAGCAUCACCCCGAAACAGGCCCGGGACGAGGCGGCCGGGCCCUGUGAAUUAGUAUGUGGCACGGCACAGGAUUACAGCAACCCCCCCCCCCCC